Molecule: messenger RNA, 6774 nt
Organism: Synchiropus splendidus (mandarinfish)
Lineage: Eukaryota; Metazoa; Chordata; Actinopteri; Syngnathiformes; Callionymidae
Gene: gucy1a2
Product: guanylate cyclase 1, soluble, alpha 2
Exons: 9
Coding region: 606-3023 (805 amino acids)
Biological process (GO): response to oxygen levels; cGMP biosynthetic process
Cellular component (GO): guanylate cyclase complex, soluble
Molecular function (GO): guanylate cyclase activity; heme binding
Source: RefSeq, a predicted model, not a curated record
GCGGCCACACACCGCCUGCUCCUCCGCCCCCUCUGCGUCGUCUUUUCCCGCGAUGACAUCGGAAGGACUUGGGUCGAUGGUGGCAGGUGGAUGAAGCGAGUGGCGGAGGGAACCCUGAAGCCACUGGGGGCGAGGACUGCUGUCUCCUCCGCAUCUCUGAGGCAGAGUGACCGCGAGUCCGGGGGCGCGCGGGAGCCCAGCACGUUGACGACAUCGGUCCGUCUCGUCUGCUCAGGCUGAGCCGGUGGAGGAACCGUCCCGUCGCAGCUAAAUAUCCAGCCAGAGGCGUCUUCACCGCCAGAGUCCAGCCGUGUCUCCCCUCUCUCCGGUAUGAUGUAGACGGAUGGCAGUGUUUUUUAGGAGGCGAUAACCCCCCUCCCUCCGUCCCCCCCUUACAUAAAUGUUCGCGUGCCGUCAGUCGCCCUCCUCCGUCUGCUGCUGAAUCCAGUCUCUUACGCCACAAGAGUGAGACCCUCAACGUUAUCGCCCGCCCCUGUCACCCCCCGGUGUCUGAUGAAUCCCCGGCGGAGACCUGGACGUGAAGCGGCUGUAGCAUCCUCCUCCUCCUCGACUCUGCCACCGUCCUCCUCCUCCUCCUCAGCAGCAUGUCCUCGCGCAAGAUCUCCUCCGAGUCCUUCAGCAGCUCGGUGGGCUCGGACUGUGGACUCGAGAGCCCCGGGGGAGACGGAGUGGAUGGAGGAGUGGAGCCCGCGGAGGAGAGCCGAGGAUGCCCCUUCGCUUCGUUCCCUUCGUCCCACCGAGCGCUGCUCUGGAACGGCCGCAGCCCCGCGGAGAAGUCGCUGUGUCCGGCCGGCGAGGACCAGCACCAGGGACCCGGGAUCCCGCACAAGCGGGCGACCAGGAGGAGGCGAGUCAACCUGGACUCGCUGGGCGAGAGUCUGAGGAGGCUGACAUCACCCACGACACAGACUGUUCAAGAUGCUCUGCAGCGCACCCUACAGUUCUACAGACAACAAGAGAUCAGGUGCCAAGAUGUUGGCGGUGAAGGAGGGGGAGAAAAGAGAGAAGAGAAGUGUCCAUUUCUAGAAAGCUCUGGUUCAGAGGAGGACGUCCUACAGAUCCUGCAGUACAUGGCCACCAUACUGGGAGUCCCCUUCUUUGAGCUGCGAGAACAUUUUGGCGAGGAGUUUUUCGGCCUGUGCUUUGAGGAAAACGAGCGAGUGCUUCGUGCCGUCGGUGGAAACCUCCAGGACUUCUUCAACGGCUUUGACGCCAUUUUAGAACACAUCCGCACGUCCACCGGACGCCGCGCCUCCUCGGAGAGCCCCUCUUUUCAGUGCAAGGACCCUCAUGAGGAGAAAAAGGGGAGAAGAAAGUUGGACGGACUCGAGGAGCCAGGAGAGGGUGAGGAGCCAGGCAAGGCGUUGCUGCUUCAUUGUUUCAAUCCUGCUCCUGUGGUCGGUUUGGUUAUGCCGGGACUGAUCCGAGCUGUCGCCAGGCGGAUCUUCCAUUCAGAGGUAGAAGUUGAAGAAGUUCCCCCUCUAACUCCUCUAUUGCCCAAUGAAGAUUCCGAACACAGUGAUGGUGACUCCACCACACCGACUCCCACUGCCUCCCCCACGGCCUCCCCCUCCUCAUCCCCAUCCCCGCCCACUACUUUCCCCACAACCGUGCCCACAGUUUGCCUUUCUUUUCAAAUCAACAUGACAUCCCCGCCAUUUCCCCAGUCCCUCCCAAAUGCUGCCCCGGUGUGCUCCAAGAGGGAACCACCUUCUCUCUCCACCAACCCCAGUGAUCUACGCAUUGGUCUGGCCACGUUCUGCCGUGCCUUCCCAUUUCACCUGGUUCUCGGACCUCACAUGGAAUUACUUCAGCUAGGAGAGGGACUGAGGCGACAGGCUCGCAUUGAGCCGCAUCGCAGCCUCUCCUUCAGGGACUGUUUCGAGAUCGUCUCGCCCAAGAUGGAGCCGUCCUUCCAGAGAAUCCUACUGAGGCUGGCAUCUCCUUUUACCAUCCGUACGAGACCUGAUACCACCCAGAGUGGCACCAAGGAGAAGGUGAUGGAGUUGAAAGGUCAAAUGAUCCACGUGCCCGAGUCCUGCUCUCUGAUGUUUCUGGGCUCGCCUCGCGUCGAUAAGCUGGAGGAGCUAAUGGGAAGGGGCCUUCACUUGUCAGACAUCCCCAUCCACGACGCCACCCGGGACGUGAUCCUGGUCGGGGAGCAGGCCAAAGCUCAGGACGGCCUGAAGAAGAGAAUGGACAAACUGAAGGCCACGCUAGAGCGGACUCACCAGGCGCUGGAGGAGGAGAAGAGGAGAACGGUGGACCUCCUGUAUUCUAUAUUCCCUGGCGACGUGGCUCAGAAGCUCUGGCAGGGUCAGCAUGUGCCCGCUCGCAAGUUCGAUGAUGUCACCAUGCUCUUCUCCGACAUCGUGGGGUUCACUGCGGUGUGUGCGCAGUGCACACCCAUGCAGGUCAUCUCCAUGCUGAACGAGCUGUACACACGCUUCGACUACCAGUGUGGGAUCCUGGAUGUUUAUAAGAUUGAGACCAUCGGGGACGCCUACUGCGUAGCAGGAGGACUUCACAAGAAAGUCGACAGCCACGCCAGGCCGAUAGCGCACAUGGCGCUGAAGAUGAUGGAACUCUCUGAGGAGGUACUGACGCCGGACGGAAAACCCAUCAAGUUGAGAAUCGGGAUCCACACUGGCUCAGUGCUGGCCGGCGUCGUCGGCGUGAAAAUGCCACGCUACUGUCUGUUCGGCAACAACGUGACCCUGGCCAGCAAGUUUGAAUCAGGCAGCCACCCGAGAUGCAUAAACGUCAGUCCCACGACUUACCAGUUGCUGAAGGAUGACCGAGCCUUCUCCUUCGUCCCUCGUUCUCGACUGGAGCUCCCGGAGAAUUUCCCCAAAGAGAUUCCGGGGACAUGCUACUUCCUGGAGGCGGGCACUUCACACAGCCACGCCUCGCUGACCAGCUCACGCUCCGCCCCUCCUGCCUCUAUGAGGAAAGUGUCCUACAGCAUCGGGACCAUGUUUCUAAGAGAAACUAGUUUGUAGGUCUUCACACAGAGGCACCUGGAGCACGUGGUGAAGCUGAAGCUGUGGGCUAUCGGACUCACAGAUCUGUGGACGUGCAUCAAGUCAUGCCUUCAGAAUUGGCUCAGUAAGGGAGACCUGCGGCUCAAAAGACUUGCAGUUCAGCAUCUGAACACACCCACGUGGACGUGUCCCUGCCAAGGUUGGCUGAUGGGGUUUAUGAGUGACGGAACCUUAUAAGACACGGUUUUGAUCAAGCUGGUUUCUCAGCUCCACACAUGCUCUUCUCAAACUCUCCUGCCAACAGAGGAUCAUCAAGUGUGGUCAGUGAAGGAGGCACUCUCCAUUAUUGAUGAUGGAGGCAGAUGUGUUCAUGCUUGCUGUGGAACCAUGAAUUUUCCUACACCAGCGCUCCUCCAGCCAUGACGCUCUUUUUCAUCACUCCCUGGGAGCUGCUAGGUGGACCUAGUGGGAAGAAAGGUGCCAAAGCGUGCUUCAGUUUUUCUGUAGUGAUGGGCGUCUGAUGCUUCGUGAAACAGUCUCCUCCAAUUCAGAGCCUAAAAUCUCAAAAAUCUUUGGAUUUGCCCAACCAGCUCAAUGAAAUCUUACAUCAUUUUUGAACAGAGUGCGCCAUCUAAUGGGCUCUGAAAAUAAAGACACUGUUUCAUGAAGCCCCAUUGGCCCAUCACUCAUUUUCCUGCUUUUCAACCCCAGCUAGCUACAAAACUUCAGCCUUUCCAUUUAACAUGUUUAGGACACUCAUACACAGAUCAGUGCCUUUUUUACCGCUCAAAUCAGGAUAUGCUUUCACCGAUGAGUUACUCAUUUUAAGUCACAUGACAAUUAAAAAACACCAAGAGAAAUAUCAAUAUACAUGCUUCUUAGGUAUUCAGAUGUAUAAGUCUGUUUGAGACUGGUGUCCACUCCAUGCUACAAAUGAUGUCAGAGGUAGGAUGUGAGCAGGCAUACUGAGCAGGAGUGAAUAACUGAGAAAGAUGAGUGAACGUCCCCAUCACACGGCUGCUCUGACUACUGCACACAUUUGUUAUCUCUCCGUACUGUAGCUCUGUCUCCUAAAGAAACCCAUGUUUUGAUGCUACUUGAACAGCAAGGGGAUGGUGUGUUUAAGAUAUCACAACAGUGUGUAUGAAUGAGAGCUAGUGAUGUGGUUAUGAGGCUUCAUGAAACAGUGUCCUCACUUUCAGAGCCCACUAGAUGGCACUCUUUGCUCUAAAUUCUUUGGAAUUUUUUUAAACCAAGAGCUCCACCUACUGUGCUCAGCCCAUCACAAAAUUGAGAGGUUAGAUAUUAUAUUAUUAUAUUAUAUUAUAUUAUAUUAGAUAGUAAAGCACAUGGGUUUCCGUCCGAGGCAGAGUUGUUAGAUAUAAGAAACCUAGCAGGGAACCAACCAUCAAACAUCAACAAGCUGUGGGAAUAUACCUUGAAGCAUUAUGGCUGUUUAUAGAGGAUGAUUUUCAGUUUCAAAUGGACCCAGAUUGCCAUGAAACAUGCUAUUGGUUGAACCUCAGUUUGUGAUUGUGAGACAGUGUUGUGCGGCCAGGGUUUGGGUCUAAUAGUUCCAGACCUGCGAUUGGAUUUUUCACAUAACUCCCAACAUGUGAUGAAGCACCGUGACCGCACAGUCUCACAUCAAACUUUUUAUUCCAGAAGUACCAGGAGUUAUAUUUUCAUGAUGUUAUAUAUAUAUGACAUACAUUUUUUAACGCAGCUAUCUCAGCGGUAUCUUCUGCUUGCUUCCGAUUUUAUUUGCAUCUCACAAGCUGCGCAUGUAAGCAUCGAGGCGCCUUUAUUUUUGGACAUCUGGCUUCAAAACAUCACCAGCGUGAGCUACGUUUAUUCCUGUCCAAGGUUCAAACUGUGUCAAAUUCUCUCGUGCAGCGCAUUCCAGGAUCGCUUUGGCACAGUUGUGAAGUCUCAUCGCACCUUCUCCUGGCCAGCGGUCCACGAAAUACUCACCAGACGUCACCUCAUGUCUAGUGAAGACGACAUACAUCCUGAUUCAAUAAGCUACGCGACAUGAGAACAUUCAAACUGCCCCUGAAUGCAGGUCUAGCAUAGCAUGAGGAAAGGAGCGUCGAAAGGGUGUCUGUGUUUGUGGCCGCUGCUCAUAUAUAUUUUUCUCAUAUAUAUUUUUCCAUGCGCUCAAAAUGAUUCAAUAGACGGAAUCACAUGCCAAAGUCGAUCAAUGGCAGUUUCUAUUCAAAACGCCAAAAAAGCAUUUAGAUAUAUGUGUGAUGCAUUUACCUCCUUGUCCUAUUAUAAAGAACAACUCUAUUUAAAUCAUUUUCUGUCUGAAGUCAGAUACAUUUUUGUGUAAUAAUCUUGGAUGGCAUCAUAUGAUCGAGUGUGACUAGUUAAAAAGCAGAUUCUCAUGUACCAACAACGUGCACCGCUGCAUUGCUGAUAUUCUCCAACUUUUAAAAAUACCUUGUUGUAGCGCUCUCUUGAUCGAACUUUCUCGGCAGCCUCAGUCCAACAUCUCGGCUAAAUAAAGAACAGUUCACCAGCAUCCCGCCCACACAACUUGUGUCCAACGCUCGAGUAUCUGCAGAUACUUGGCAUGGAAUUAAACAUCAGACCACACAAGUUCUGCCUGCGAUGAUGUGGAGGCGUUGCAGGUUCUGGUCCUCCGUUAUCAGAUACGUGGUUUUAUGCUGCAGAGCUGAUCUGGGUCAAACACGAGAGGAAUCAAAACAACCACCGUGGCUGGAUCUGUCUGUCACUGGUUCUAAAAAAAAGCCUCCCUGUGUGCCAAAACAUGUGAAUUCAGUUUGGAUGGAUUGUUCCAAGCAGAUUUUUUAGGAUCCAUUAGUUACACUGUUUAUUUCUACUUCUAUCACAAUAAGUGUAUGUGCCAUAGAAGAAAACACAUUUCUUACGUCAAUGUUUUUUUUUUAUUUCUAUUGAUAAAUGGUGUAGCUUCACUUGAAUUCAUCUCAAUGCAAUAGAGAUUCAUACACCACAACUUCAAGAAGCAGACCUCGACAUGUCAACUGAUCUUUAAAGUUCUCUCUCCUGAAAUGAGGAGCUUCCAUCACAUCUCACCAGCGGACUCUGGAACUACGGAAGACAUUCAACAAAACCUCCGGACUCUUUGGUCUGUCAGAGAGCUCGUCGCUGACGUAGGAGCGAGUGCUGUCGACAACGGUGGCAUCACCUGCGUUUCAGACGAUGAUCGUGUGUCGUGAGGACCCGGCUCUGAUCCCACACACCAAUGACUGUGUACAUGGGUCAGGCUUGUUUGAAGCUGUCGACUUCGAGGCCACGUCUGUCUUAUAUGGUGUAAAUAAAAACACAGAAUCUUUAAUAACAACGUGGUGCUCAUAUUUCUUGGUGUUGGUGUUGGUGCGAUCAUUCUUUUUUUUUUUUUAUUUCUGUCUCUCACAGACGAUAACUGACAUUUUCUCUGAUUUCAUGUGGAAAACAAAACAGAAAAGGCCGUAUUUCAGUGUUGAAAAUGUCAAAACACAUCAUCUCAUUAUCAUUUUCAACUGGUAGAAGUUUGAAGUCUUCAUUUGUGAGAGUACCUGUGUUGCAGAGUUUGUACAGUAUAUUCUUGCCGUGACUGUCAUUCAGUAAACACACAGAGGUGAGACAGAGUUAGACCCUUCAAGGGAUGGAGUUUUUACCCUCAGCAAGGUGUUCUACGAGUCAUUUCUCACCUAUUAAGUAUAGUCUGUAUACAUACUAAACCCAAUGGUAGUGAUGGACUUCAUGGAAUAGUGACCUUGUUUUCAGAGCCCACUGGAUG